AUGGCUCGUAUAAUCGGAUCGAAAAGGGCCGCGGCAAAGUAUGACAGACUACAAGAAGCUGAAGUUGCUCAUUUUCUCUUGCAUGUCUUGGACGACCCAGAGAGGUUCAUGAACCAUAUCAGGACGUCGGUUUGCUCAACUCUCAGAAGUCAGGGGACUAUGCUAACAUUGCUAAGGGAAGCGGGCUCAGUCAUUCUGAAAAUCGCUUACGGAUAUACAGCCGAGCCGUUCAAGGAGAAUAUCCUCAUCAACAUGGCAGGGCAAGCCAUGGAUAAUGUAACAGCAGCCGGUGUUCCCGGCGCGUUCCUAGUUGAUGUACUGCCCCUAUUGCCCUACGUACCAGACUGGGUUCCUGGCGCAAACUUCAAGAGACUUGCCAAGAAAUGGUCUUCAGAGCUGGACGACCUCACUGAAAUGCCUUAUGCUUUUUCCAAGCAUCAGCACGCCUUGGGUAAACAAGAUAACUCGUUUGCCUCACGGCUUCUUGAAAUUGAAGAUUCGACUGAGGAAGCGAUGUCACUGUACGCUGCUGGGGCUGAUACGAAGAAGGCCCAGGAGGAGAUUGACGGCGUAAUCGGCAACGAGAGACUACCUAAUUGUUCAGAUCGGACAAUUCUUCCUUAUGCCAAUGCGGUAGUUAAGGAGGUUCUUCGAUGGAAUCCAGUAGUCCCUAUGGGGCUGCCUCAUACAAGCACUGAAGAUGAUGUGUUUGAAGGACACUUUAUUCCCAAGGAUGCCCUGAUUAUGCCCAAUAUCUGGUACUUUGUCCAAGACCCUGAGGUCCACCAAGAUCCGAUGCGCUUUGAGCCAGAACGGUUCUUGUCUACCGACGGCAAUCAACCUGAACAAGAUCCGCAUACGUACACAUUCGGCUUUGGGCGCCGCGUAUACCCCGGGCGUGUCUUAGCCGACAAUGCAUUAUUCCUCAACAUCGCCCAGUCACUCGUGGUAUUGCAUAUCAGAAAAGACGAGAAUGGUGCCCAACCCAAACUCCUAUUUACUCCCGGGAUGAUUAGCCACCCCGAGCCGUUCAAAGCCGCUAUUACGCCAAGAUCGCCACAGCACGAGCAAUUGAUCCGGCCAUUGGAGCAGGAUUUUUCCUGGGAACAGAGCGACAAUCAUAUCAUAGAGAAGAUGCAGCGCCAAGCAUCGUGA
Messenger RNA from Fusarium musae, 1155 nucleotides. RefSeq lists its product as uncharacterized. The transcript has 4 exons. NCBI's taxonomy places the organism in Eukaryota, Fungi, Ascomycota, Sordariomycetes, Hypocreales, Nectriaceae. Gene Ontology annotation, molecular function: iron ion binding; oxidoreductase activity, acting on paired donors, with incorporation or reduction of molecular oxygen; heme binding. The record is from RefSeq and is a predicted model, not a curated record. The coding region runs from base 1 to 1155 and encodes 384 amino acids.